CUCCCCUGUUUGUGUUAUACAUGGACGUAAUAGUCAGGCACAGACAGAAUGAGGAAAGUAGAAGACGUCGAAACGACAAGGUCGCCCUUCUCAGCAUCUUCUGAAAUUGAUCUCCAGUCUAAUUGGUAUAAAUUGGGUAGAAGUUUCCGCUGAUCCAUACUCACUUGAACUGCAGCGCAGACGUGGACCGGUCGAUAAUUGUCUUUUAUUGCUUAGAAAUCAAAUUCUCCAAUCAGCGAAACUACCAACAGAUUUCCUGCCAGCAUCUGCGCUUGACUCCUUGGACAAAUGGAUAUACGUCCACUUCAGCUCUUCCCCGUUUCAAUUUUCUGCUUGUUGCAGGGAUUUUCGUUACGAGUCAGUGAUUAGUUUGUUUAUUAUACCAUUAAUUUAA
Messenger RNA from Soboliphyme baturini, 394 nucleotides. Lineage: Eukaryota; Metazoa; Nematoda; Enoplea; Dioctophymatida; Soboliphymatidae. The record is from the annotation of a GenBank genome assembly.